Molecule: messenger RNA, 1782 nt
Organism: Dictyostelium discoideum AX4
Lineage: Eukaryota; Evosea; Eumycetozoa; Dictyosteliales; Dictyosteliaceae
Gene: abcF2
Product: ABC transporter-related protein
Exons: 3
Coding region: 1-1782 (593 amino acids)
Biological process (GO): sorocarp morphogenesis
Molecular function (GO): ATP hydrolysis activity; ATP binding
Source: RefSeq, a predicted model, not a curated record
AUGGCAAAAAAGGGAGGAAAAAAUAAUAAAUCAAAGAAAGAAGUAACUCCACCAACUUCAGAUGUUGAAGAUGAAGUUCAAGAUAAAUUCAAAGAAAUGAGAUUAAAUGCAUUCACUGCAACAGGUGCACUCGCUUCAAAAGAAUCAUCAAGAGAUGUUAAAAUUGAACAAGUUACAUUAACUUUCCAUGGUAAAGAAUUGUUAUCAGAUACAACAGUUGAAAUCAAUUUUGGUAGAAGAUAUGGUCUUAUUGGUCAAAAUGGUUGUGGUAAAUCAACCUUUUUCCAAUGUUUGGCAGUUAGAGAAUUACCAAUUCCAGAACAUAUUGAUAUUUUCCAUUUGAGUGAAGAAGCUCAUCCAUCUGAAAGAACUGCAUUACAAUCAGUAAUUGAUGAUGCUGAAAAGGAAGUUAAACGUUUAGAAGUAUUGGAAGAGAGAUUAUUAGAAGAACAAGGUCCAGAAAGUGAAGAAUUAUUUGAUGUUUAUGAACGUUUAGAGAAUUUAGAUCCAACUACAUUUGUACCAAGAGCAUCUGAAAUUUUAAUUGGUUUAGGUUUCACAAGUCAAACAAUGUUAAAGAAAACUAAAGAUCUUUCUGGUGGUUGGAGAAUGAGAGUAUCACUUGCCAAAGCACUUUUCAUUAAACCAACUCUUCUUUUAUUGGAUGAACCAACCAAUCAUUUGGAUUUAGGUGCAUGUGUAUGGUUGGAGGAUUAUUUAGCCAAUUAUGAUCGUUCACUCAUUAUCAUUUCACACAGUCAAGAUUUCCUCAAUGCAGUUUGUACCAAUAUCAUCCAUAUGACUCAAUCAAAAUUAAAAUACUAUGGUGGUAACUAUGAUAACUUUGUAAAGACCAAAGCAGAAUUGGAAGUCAAUCAAAUGAAAGCAUACCACAAACAACAAGAAGAAAUUGCACACAUUAAAUCUUUUAUCGCAUCUUGUGGUACCUAUUCCAAUUUGGUCCGUCAAGGUAAAUCAAAACAAAAGAUUAUCGAUAAAAUGGAGGAAGCUGGUCUCGUCGAAAGAGUACAAGAAGAUAAGAUUUUCAAUUUUUCAUUCCCACCAUGUGGUGAAUUGGCCCCACCAAUCAUGCAUUUUGAUAAUGUUACUUUUUCAUACAGCGGUAAAGAAGCAGAUGUUUUAUAUAGAAAUUUAGAUUUAGCUAUCGAUUUAGACUCUAGAAUUGCACUUGUUGGUCCAAAUGGUGCUGGUAAAAGUACUUUAUUGAAGCUUAUGGUCGGUCAAAUCUCACCAACUCAAGGUUUCAUUAAAAAACAUAGUCAUCUUAAAAUGGCUCGUUAUCAUCAACAUGCUCAUGAAGUUUUAGAUCUCACCGCUACUCCAUUGGAUUUUGUUCGUUCUAAAUUUGCUCAUAUGAAUAAAGAUACCGAAGAAUGGCGUCGUGAAAUUGGUAGAUUUGGUGUUACUGGUAAAGCUCAAACUGAAGCUAUUGGUUGUAUGUCUGAUGGUAUUAAAUCUCGUUUAAUUUUCUGUCUUAUGGCUCUCGAAAAUCCACAUCUUUUAUUACUUGAUGAACCAACAAAUCAUUUAGAUAUGGAAUGUAUUGAUAGUUUAGCUUUGGCCAUCAAUUCUUUCCCCGGAGGCAUGAUAUUAGUAUCUCACGAUUUUAGAUUAAUCUCUCAAGUUGCAAAAGAAAUUUGGGUUUGUGAUAAUAAAACUAUUACUAAAUGGGCAGGUGAUAUCACAAGCUAUAAGAAUCACUUAAAGGCUCAAAUGAGAGAUCUCACAAAGCAAGGCGCAUUAGCAUCAUUAAAAAAAUAA